Messenger RNA from Bursaphelenchus xylophilus (pine wood nematode), 1819 nucleotides. NCBI's taxonomy places the organism in Eukaryota, Metazoa, Nematoda, Chromadorea, Rhabditida, Aphelenchoididae. The record is from the annotation of a GenBank genome assembly.
AUGGAUGAGUCCAUGGAGCCCGGGCCAUCGCGCUGUGACCCAAACAUUGAUUCUGCAGCUAUGGACGUGUCUUCAGAAAAGGUAAGAUUUCGCUUUGGUCCUAAGGUAUAGGGAUUAAUCGCCAUGUGUUGUUGUGUGAGACGUCCUAGCGGACGUUGUAAAAAAGAAAUCUGGAAAUCUGACAGUUGAAAAAGGGCACUUGUCGGUUCAUUAUUGUUUCGUUUUACAGGAACUGAUGGAGAAACGCAAGAAAGGACUGGAGAAAGCGCGAGAAAAGCUGAACCAGAGGAAGCAAAUGAAGAUAAAGUUGGCUGGGAGCAGGAGGAACAUCGCAAGACAGCCAUCUGAAGUUGAAGUCCUCAAGAAUCAACUUGUCCAACUUACGCAGGAAAAUACGCAGUUGCGUCUGCGGAACAGCGAGAUGGAGAAACAGUUGGAGAAGGCUGAAAGGGCGUUGGCCUUGAGCUCGCCCAGGAAAAGAAGGAAGAUAGACGAGCUAGGCGUGAAGCAGAAGGCAGAAAGAAUUGGCAGAUUGGAAAAGCACAUUGGAGAUGCAGUGGAAAUCCGACCGAAGACCCCUGAAAAUGACGUGGAACUGGCACUCUUCUUAAAGAACGCCUAUCGGUUGACCGAAUUCCAGUACCAGGGGCUACAGAAAUUCGCCGUCAACUGGUCUCCCCUUCAUCACGUAAAGCAACGGGAGAAGGAUCUCAUAGAGGCGGCUGGCGGGUUGGACACUACGGAAGCGUCGGUGGGAUGGACAAAUCCGUCGAUGGCAUUUGGACUGUAUGUUCAACGUCUUGUGGAGACGGCCUGGUCGACCAGAAUGCCUGACGCGGUGGAUGUGGUAAUCGUGGCCGAUGGUGGUGGAGAUGGAGCAGCGAACCUGGUCAAAAUGGGUCUGUUCAUACCCACUGGAGUCCCAGCUCCUCAGAUCCCCUACAAUGUACUCCUGCUGAGCGCGUACACGGGUAAGGAAAGUCGGGAGAACUUGAUCACAUUCUGUGAAAAAGGGCUCGACUUCCUGAACAGGUUGUGCAAGGACAAGAGGUUUGAGGUUGAUGGCCGCCAAAUUGCAUGCCGGGUCUUGCUUUGCAGUAAUUUGAAUGUGGUACCUGUCAUCCUGGGUAUAAAGGCGGCAACCCAAUUCUGUCCCAACUGUACCGUGGAGCGUGCAGAGCAUAAGAGGGCGAUGACGACGGACGCUGGGAAGAGGACUUACAGAGAUUCGCUGAUAAGUCUUCUGCAGGAAGAUGUAGUAUGUCCCCCACUACAUUGCCUCCAGGGUUUGACGAAUACAUUGGCAGAGGAGAUGAAGAAAAAUAAUCCGGAUGAAUGGAAUGCCGUUUGCGACGACCUGAACAUAGAACCCUCCCAUCUUUCCAAAUCGAUGCUGAACGGCAGAGAUGGAAGAAGAUUGGUGAAGAGCUUAGCUGAAAAUGGCAACCCACAAUUUGCCAUUUUCAGCGAUGUUUUUUCAUCUUUGGACAGGAUUUAUGGAUGGGCAACAGUUGGUGUCCAUGGUCAAGAUGAUCCCACGAAGGCUAGCAUUGAACGGGACAUUUUUCUGCUGUCAAACGCGUGGAGACACAGUGGGCUUCCUGCGAUAAACAAGUUGCACCUCCUUGAAGCCCACGUUGCCGACUUCGUCACAUCCCAUGGCUCGUGGGGGCUCUACGGGGAACAAGGCCUGGAAAGUUUGCACCACGUUGGCAACGUCGCCUCAGCUCGAGGUUUCGGAAAGAAUUCCGACGUCAAGGCCAAGUUCUUCUUUAAAUCCCAAUUUUUUUCGAUGCUUUCCCGGCGUUUUGACACAUAA